GCCCGGAAUCCAAAGUCAGGGUCUCGGGUUCCGCCCGGAAGGCUUCUCCCGCCGCUCCCGGAAGCUGCCCUCGCUGCCCGGGUAACGGGCCCCGGCGGCAUCAACGGCGGCGGCAGCGUCGUCAUGGACUUAGAGGAGGCGAGAGAGUUCAGAGAGCGCUGCACUCAGUGCGCGGCCGUCUCCUGGGGCCUUACCGACGAAGGCAGGUAUUACUGUACUUCUUGCCACAAUGUUACAGAAAGGUCGAAGGAGGUUCUAAGCACGGAGGCCAUCCCCAACACCAAAAUACAAGCCAUCAACCGGGGACUGAAGAGGAAGAAAAAGCCGGAGCGAGGCUGGGACUGGUACGUGUGCGAAGGCUUUCAGCACAUCCUGUGCCAGCAAGCGGAGGCCUUACAGACCCUCGGAGUAAGCCCGGAACUCAAGAGUCAAGUUCUGCAUAACCUUUGGAGGCGCUACCUUCAGAAGAGCAGGCUGGCAUACUGCAGAAACCCGGUCUACUCCGGCAGGAGGGCAGCCGCGGUCUCAGACGAUAACCCGAGUCACUCGGGCUGGGACAGCGAGCCCGAGCUGCUGAGCGACUUCAGCGGCCCCUCCGGCCCCUCCGUGUUCGACAGCGGGGCCGAGUCUCAGCCUGACGCCCAUCCCCGGGGGCCUCUCCCCUCCAGCAAGGCCUCACAGUCAGAUAUGUCAUCCGUGUGCUCUGGGUCCCUCGACGGCGUCGAGUACUCGCUGCGGAAGGCCAAGGGGACCGUGAAGAUGACCGUGCCGGGGACGCUCGCCCUCUGCUCCCUGUCGUUGCUGUGGCAGAGGGAGGCCAUCACCCUCUCGGAUCUCCUGAGGCUGGUCGAGGAGGGCCACGUGCCCUGCGUGAACGCCUUCCAGCACUUCCCGGAGGAGAUGAAGCUGUACGGGCGCGACAAGGGCAUCUUCUCGGUGGAGUCGUGGCCGACCUAUGAGGAUAUCUAUAGGAAAAUGGUCGAAGUGGCCACGUUUUUAGACCUGCCUCGCUUCCCAGACAUCACUGAAGACUGCUAUCUCCACCCCAACAUCCUGUGUAUGAAGUACCUGAUGGAAGCCAACCUCCCCGAUGAAAUGCACAAUUUCACCUGCCAGGUGGUAAAAAUGGCCGGACUAGGAGAAGUGGAUUUUCUGACAUUUGACCCUAUCGCUAAAAAGAAAAACACUGUUAAAUACGAUGUUCAAGCCGUAGCUGUCAUUGUAAUAGUGUUGAAACUGCUCUUUUUACUGGAUGACAAUUUAGAAUGGUCUUUGUCCGCUGUUGCUGAGACCCAUAAUGAAGAGAACAAAGAAGAUAAGCCAUGGUUUGAUUUCAGAAAAUGGUACCACGUCGUGAAGAAAUCUUUUGAUGAGAAGAAACGAAAACUGGAGGAAACCAGGGCAAAGUACGUGUGGAAGAGCGAAAAGCCACUCUACCACUCCUCCAUCGACAGGUCGGUGGCGUACAAAAGGAGGGAGAUGGUGGUCAAUCUACAGAAACAGUUUAGCAUGCUGGUUGAUUCCACACCGACUGUCACAAGAAAAAGCCCUUCGAGUUUUCAGUUCAACUGGACCGGAGACGCGGAUGGGACUUGUUUCCACGGACACAGCCUCCAGGGGGCCCUGGAGAAGAGGGGCCAGUCACUGACCACCAGGAACGCCCUGUACUGGCUCAGCACGCAGAGGUUCUGUAGAAGCUAUUGCAAACACGUGACGACCUAUGAAGAAUCAAAUUUUUCUCUGAGUUAUCAGUUUAUACUAAAUUUCUUCUCCUUCCUGCUGAGAAUAAAUGUCUACUUCCUCCAUGAAGAAGUGAGCUUGAUUGAAAAGAGACUUUUUAAAACAAAAUACAGUAAAGCAAAAAAGAAAUCUUCGAGAUCCAGGAAAGUGAGAAAAUGAGAAAAAUAAAAUAGAAACUUUGUUGGGAAAAUAUUUUAUUAGUGACAGUAAUGUCAAAUUAUAAUAUAGCAUUCCAAAGAAUUAUGGAAAAUAGAACUUUUUGCACAUAUGCCCAGGCAUAGGCAGAUAUGCAACAUAUAUUACAGAGAUUGUGCUUAUAAAAUGUAUAUUGGAAAACAAGUGAGCUUUGAAUGCAUUUUUUUAAUUAUAAAUAUUUUUUGAGAAAAUUAAAACAACUGUUAUAAAACUGGUAACCAGAAAUUUGUGUUCAUUGUAAUGUAGAGCUAAAUUUGCUUUUUAAACUAGAUCACUUCUUGCUCUUUAUGCCCGAAAGUAAAUCCCAGAUGAAUCAAAGAUCAAAACACUAUAAUCUUUUACAAGUAUCACAAGAAAGCAAGGAUGAAUGCUUUGAUGCUCUUACAACAGAGAAGGACUUUUUAAGCAUUCCCGAAAACCAGAAGCCAAGAGGAAACGAUUGAGAAUGUGAGUACGAAGUCAAAGGUAGAUGAGAAACUGGAAAAAGACAUUUGUAUCAUUUGAUGGACGAAGGAAUAAUUUCCAUAAUGGAUCAGUAGUUCUUUUAACACAACAGGAAAGUGACAAGCUGAGCCAAAGAUAUGAAAAGAUAGCUUUUUGAAAAAGGAAGUAUAAAGCCCAAGCCAAAAAAUACAAGAUACUCCACCUCGCUCAAAUUAGAGGCAUGCAGACUAAAAGAGCUAUGACGUCCCACAUGGUAGAUCGGCAAAGAUCAUGAAGGCUCACAAUGCCCGCAGAGGCUAUUAGAAAAUCAGGCGUUUUUCUUCAGUUUGCUUAUUCACGCAGCACAUGCUAGCUGGGCCGCGUCUGCGUGCCCGGCCCAGCCCCGCGGAUACGCGCCGGAGAUUCGGUGUGAACUAGACCCCUGCCUCUGAGGACCCGCUGGCCCGCCGGGGACCCGCGGGAAGCAAAUACAAAGUACUCUGGGGAAUGAAGUGCAACGAAGAAGCGGCAAGG
Molecule: messenger RNA, 2892 nt
Organism: Phyllostomus discolor (pale spear-nosed bat)
Lineage: Eukaryota; Metazoa; Chordata; Mammalia; Chiroptera; Phyllostomidae
Gene: TAF1B
Product: TATA-box binding protein associated factor, RNA polymerase I subunit B
Exons: 15
Coding region: 124-1899 (591 amino acids)
Biological process (GO): nucleolar large rRNA transcription by RNA polymerase I; RNA polymerase I preinitiation complex assembly
Cellular component (GO): RNA polymerase transcription factor SL1 complex; RNA polymerase I core factor complex
Molecular function (GO): RNA polymerase I core promoter sequence-specific DNA binding
Source: RefSeq, a predicted model, not a curated record